AAGCGGCCCAUUAAGGCGGCGACGCCAGAAGCUGCUGCGGCGUUGAGCAAACGGAACCCAGACGCGGCCUCGCGCCGCCUCCACGCUGCCAGAGACAGCGCUGCAGCGCCAGCAGACCGGGGUACCGUCCGUGGCAGUCUUCAUUCGGCACCGCAGAGAAUGCGAGAGGCCCUGUGGUUGGUGGUGGUGGCGGCGGUGGUGGGUGCGGCACGCGGCCAGAACUUCACCGGCUGCGACCUGUACCAGGAGGUGGCGGUGGGCUCCACCUACAUCCUCUCUUCGCCGCUGUACCCCAACUACUUCCAGGGCGCGUACGCCUGCCGCUGGAACGCCGUCACGGACGCCGCCGCCAAGGUCGUGCUCAGCUGCGACCCCUUCAGCCUGCCAGCGACGGGACAGUGCGACACGGCGCGCCUCAGCGUGUCGACGUCUGGCGACGCAUCGCUGUCGGACGCGCACCUGUACUGCGGCGAGGGCAGCUUCUCGCAGUCGUCCGACGCCAACCGGCUGGUGGUGGCGCUGCAGACGGCGAUCACCAACGCGGGCUCGCGUUUCUCCUGCACCGUCACUGCCGUGCAGCAGCAGCAGCCGGCGCCCGCCGACUGCACCUGCGGCGUCAGGAAGCAGACGCGCAUCGUGAACGGGAAGGAGACGGGCGUGAACGAGUACCCCAUGAUGGCGGGGCUGGUGGACCUGGAGCAGGAGCAGGUGGUGUGCGGCGCCAGCAUCAUCUCGACGCGCCACGCCGUCACCGCCGCGCACUGCCUGCUGCUCUACACAGCUGACACGCUCGCGCUGCUCGUCGGGGACCACAACAUCGCCACAGGGACGGACACGGACAAGGCGGCGCUGUACCGGCUGCAGCAGCUGGUGGCCCACCCCGACUACGAGGACAGCACGCACCUCAACGACAUCGGCGUGGUGCGCGUCGUCGGCCAGAUCACGUACAACGUGGCCGUGGGGCCCGUCUGCCUGCCCUUCCUCUACACCUACACCGACUUCCAGGGCGUCACCGUCCAGGCGCUAGGCUGGGGAACCACGAGCUUCGGCGGGCCGCUGUCCGAUGUGCUGAUGGAGACCAACCUGACGGUGAUCUCGCCCUCCGCCUGCGACUCCAACGCCGCCACGGCAGAGUACCGCGUCUGUACCUACAGGAACGGCACCGAUGCCUGUCAGAGUGACUCUGGUGGCCCCCUGCUGUGGCAGGACCCAUACAGCAUGCGGCUGCAGUUGGUGGGCAUCAUCAGCUUUGGGUCCUCCUGUGCUGUCUCCCCAGCUACCAACACAAGGGUCACUGCGUACCUCCAGUGGAUCGCCCAGGUCACGCAAGACACAUUCUGCAUUGCUUAGUGCAAUUGGAAUGUCUGAAAGUUGGUGCUGCUGAACAUUCAGAUAGCAAAUACUGGACAGCUGUGUGAACUUCGGAACACAUGACCUCUGUUGUUUGUUGUUACAUUGUUAUAUCAAUAUUAAUAAAAAUAUCAUGCAAAAAUUGUGACUAAUUUGACUUUGUGUUGAUUAUAAACUUGAGAAGCUCCAAAAGGAAACUGUGUUGAUGUGCCAAAUGAAAUGCCAUUCUGUAUUCAAUGUGAGUCACUGACAUUGUUGUGGAGAUAGUGUCAUUUUAUCUUUAGAGAUUAGUACAGUACACUACAUUUUUGUGUUUAUUUGUCUA
Schistocerca piceifrons (Central American locust) is the source of this 1675-nucleotide messenger RNA. RefSeq names its product venom serine protease-like. The transcript is spliced from 8 exons. The record is from RefSeq and is a predicted model, not a curated record. Gene Ontology annotation, biological process: proteolysis. Bases 160 to 1350 code for a protein of 396 amino acids. NCBI's taxonomy places the organism in Eukaryota, Metazoa, Arthropoda, Insecta, Orthoptera, Acrididae. Gene Ontology annotation, molecular function: serine-type endopeptidase activity.